Molecule: messenger RNA, 1415 nt
Organism: Ciona intestinalis (vase tunicate)
Lineage: Eukaryota; Metazoa; Chordata; Ascidiacea; Phlebobranchia; Cionidae
Source: RefSeq, a predicted model, not a curated record
ACCUGAACCGCACUUGAAAGCUACCAAUCAAACCGGUGCAAACAUGUCAGCUGUGUGUUUUCUAUUAUGUUAAAACAAAAGCACAUUGAAAAUGAAGUUUUAAAUAUGAAAGUUAAUGAUUGCUCUGAUGUUUCAAGCCAGCGUGCUAUGAUGAAAAUGCCGUUACCUGCCAAAGCACGGACUCAGCAGGUCUUGCUCGGAUCUGUUGGUGUAUUGUUCGUUGUUGUUUUCAGCUGCGUUUUCUACGCCGCUCACACUCAUCAGCGCAUGCAACAGUUUCAGAACGACCUGACAAACAUAAAGGCUUCCUUUCAAAAAAGAUCUGCAGAUAUGGAGAACAGAUUCAGAAGAAGCGUGUCGCAAAAUAAUUUCGUAAAGAAACAAAUUAAACAUGUUGUGAAAAGAAGCCCCAACGAAAGUUUUUUUUUACAGCAAGGAAUUCAUGCUUCUACCGCUCCCGAGUCAAAUGCUGGAGCGACCUACAUUAGAUGGGGCAGAAGAAACUGUCCAGAGCAAGACGGAACACAUUUGGUUUAUCACGGAUCUGCAGCUGGUGGCCACCACACAAGUACAGGCGGAAGUACGGACAUUAUUUGUCUCGCACGAAAUAUCACUUACACACAAAAUGGAGUACAUGGAGGUUAUAUUGAAGGACACCAAUCUGCUUCAUAUUUAUAUGGACUUGAAUAUCGAGAUUCAUCGUGGAUAAAUGCUCUGUUGGAUUACUCACUAACUGAGAAUAUUGCAGUGCAAUUCCACAGUGUACCAUGCGCUGUAUGUAUGGUGUCUGAGAGAAUUAACCAGCUUAUGAUUCCAGGCAGAAACGAAUGUCCCCGGGGGUGGUUCCUUGAAUACACGGGUUAUAUGAUGUCCUCUGGGAACUCGGACAAGCACGGUAUCCGUCCUUUAUGUGUGGAUGAUACGCCGCAAGUGGUUCCUGGCACACAAGGAAACCAGCAGGGCGCUUCUCUUUUCAUGAUGGAAACAACAUGCACAUCUUUAUUAUGCGAACCUGUAGUGGCAGGGAGGGAAAUAAGAUGUGUCGUGUGCACAAUAUAAGGCUGCUGUUAUACAGUAAUGAAGGUGGGGGAAGAUGGGACACAUUUUUAUUCUAUUUUCUCGUCCCCUUUGGUAGUAAACAAAAAACAUUCAAUUAAAACCGUAUCCUCACGACUCCCAUGGACCGUUGUUACUUGGUUAAAAAUCGCUCAUGAUAUUUAGAUAUUAUGUGCUAACUAUGUCCGUCUCCCCACACCCUUGCUGUAUAAAGUAAUGGCCAGCCUUGCAGAGCAUUACACUAGAGCUGUAUAUUGCAUAACCCAGGUUUUAAGACUUAAACUUAAAAACUAUUCUAACCAUCUGGCAUUAUUAAUCCUUGUAAAUAGCUGGCUGAAUAAACUUGGGGCAACAUCUGC